AUGGAUAUCUUAAUCGAUGAUAAAGACAGACUCUAUGUAGCUGACACAAAAAAUCAACGUGUAGUAAGAUUCAUAAACGGCAGUAAAACGGGUACGAUCAUCGGUGGUGGUUUUCGAAAAGAAGAACAAUUAAUUUAUCCAACUCAUCUGUUUAUGGGGGAAAAAAAUGAUUUAUACGUUGUUGAUCAAAAAAGCUUUCUGAUCAAAAAAAUAUCACCCAAUGGCAGAAUGAUGACUGUUGCUGGGACAGGUUAUGAAAACUCAACAAUGAAUUCGUUUGGUGAGUGCCAUGGACUAUAUGUUGAUCGAAGUAAUAAUUUAUACGUAUCAGAUGCAAUACAUGACAGAAUACUAAAAUUUUCACCAAAUAUGACGACUGGUACUCUAGUCAUUGGAAAUCAUUCUACUCCAUUUGGUAUUGCUGUUGAUGAAGAGAAUGAUAUAUUAUACGUUACGGAUUGGUCUAAUCAUCGGAUACAAAAAUUCAAAUUGAACGACGGUAAGAAGCGAGAUGGAAUAACGGUAGCUGGAACCGGACAACAAGGAUCAGACAAAUGGUCAUUAGAUUCACCUGUGACUGUUAAGCUUGAUUGUACACACAAUAUAUAUGUUGUUGAUCAAGGAAAUCAUCGAAUACAACGUUUUUCAGUAAAUUCACGAAUGGGAGAAACAAUUGCUGGAGGUAAGAGAAUUUUUGCUGAACAAGAGAAAAAAAUUGUCGUCUGCUUAGUUUUCGAACUGGCAUAG
Messenger RNA from Didymodactylos carnosus, 747 nucleotides. The record is from the annotation of a GenBank genome assembly. NCBI's taxonomy places the organism in Eukaryota, Metazoa, Rotifera, Eurotatoria, Philodinida, Philodinidae.